AUGAACUCGACUGCCACGCGAGAGAUCAUCAAUCAGCUGGCUGCGUUCUACUCCCUCGACGUGGUGUACAACUUGGGAGACCUGCUCCGGCUGGAGGAACUCCUGGAAUACAACGACCUGGAUGUGGAGACUGCUGCUGAACGCCUCACCGCCACCUGUGAAGAGACGCUCAUCAAGUGCCGCUUUGGGAACGUGUUAUUAAACUGUUCUGAUAUAUUUCAAAUGGAACUGACAGGAGAUGGAUUCUGCUGCAUCUUUAAUGGAAGGUCUUUGAGGAGAGAAAUGGAAGAAGGAGUCAAGAUCAAACGCACUCCCCAACACUGGUACACGAGGGAAUUCGGCUACACCAGUGGUCUGACUAUUGCUGUCAAUCAGAGUCAGAAGCCGACUAGCAUUGAUCUUACUUAUAAGUGGAUAGCUCUUCAAACCAGCCAGCACUUCGUGGACACAACCAUGAACGGCACAGCUCUCAACCCUGGUGCCGAGCAAUGGAUCUCAUACUCCAGCAUCGGCUUCCAGAUAGCCAAGGGCGCGAAGACACUCAGCCCGUCACUCAGGAAAUGCAAUUUGUCCACCAAUGUGUUGCGCUACUUUCCGCAUUAUAGCAAGAACUACUGUCUGCAAGAGAAGGAGAUGGCGAACACGUUGAACAAAUGUGGGUGCGUGCGGACUCCGCACCCGCGACCCCCGGGGACUACCAGGUGCCGGGCUCCCAUGCUGCUGUGUGCCACACAGGCUAUGAUCUCAUAUGACACGAGCGCCGACUGCCCACUGACGUGUGAUGUGGAGAACAUCAUAGUCACCGCUUCCAGUUUCACGCUUGACCCUACCGUGAGGACCGUGGAAUCCUUCUACAACGGUUUGAACUUCAAGAAGGUGACAGUAGUGAGAAUCUUCAUUCAGGGUCGCAAACGUAAGACUAAAGAACGAUGGAGCUACUUUGGAUACUACGACUUGUUUUCUCAACUGGGAGGUAUGUUCAACGUAUGUUUCGGCUGCAGUGUACUCACGAUGCUGGAACUGCUGCAAAUCGGCUGGAGGUUCAUGCUCAUCAGGGUACAGCAGUACUUGGAUAAUCGUCACAUUCGGCACGUCAAACAUCCUCAAAAGAAAUAG
This is a messenger RNA of Helicoverpa zea (corn earworm), 1116 nucleotides long. Its product is annotated as sodium channel protein Nach-like. Gene Ontology annotation, molecular function: ligand-gated sodium channel activity. Lineage: Eukaryota; Metazoa; Arthropoda; Insecta; Lepidoptera; Noctuidae. The record is from RefSeq and is a predicted model, not a curated record. Gene Ontology annotation, cellular component: membrane. Gene Ontology annotation, biological process: sodium ion transmembrane transport. The transcript is spliced from 8 exons. The coding region runs from base 1 to 1116 and encodes 371 amino acids.